AAGAAGAAGAAGAAGAAGAAGAAGAACCGGAAGCUACCAUAAGAUCCAGUCGGAGUGAACCAGCAGAGCCUGUAUGUUUGGAUAAACCUGUUGAAGCGGACUUUGUGUGAACUUUCGGGAUGUUUCACCGCAGACUCAUCUCCUGUUAGCCAAGAAUGCUAAAGGAAGUUAGCGCAGCUUGCUAGCAGGAAGUAGACGGAGCCGGAGCUCGGCCUCACAGUGCUAGUCGGAGUAGCUUCGAUAGAGACCAAACUGUAUUUUUCACGGAAUCUGCUGCUGUGAAGCUGUGAAAAUGUCUAAAGUCCAAACGCUGAGAGCUUUUGUCAGCCAGAGACUAAGUGCGGCUGCUGAAGAGAUAUUUGAGCUGUUUGAAAGAACGAUAGCAGAGUACGAGGAGGAACUUUGUGGACAACGCAAACUACUGGACGCUGUUUUCCAGCCUGAAGUCCGGCUGCACAGAGCAGACGUCCAGCUGCUGUCGGUGAGUAAAGAAGAGGAUCCCCCUGAGCAGCAGGACUGGAGCCCCAGUCUGGACCAGGAGGAUCCACCAGAGCCCCCACACAUUAAAGAGGAACAGGAGGAGCUCUGGACCAGUCAGGAGGGAGAGCAGCUUCGAGGGCUGGAGGAGGCCGAUAUCAUCAAGUUCACAUUCACUCCUGUCCCUGUGAAGAGUGAAGAAGACGAUGAAGAGAAACCUCAGUCCUCACAGCUUCAUCAAAGACUCACUGAACAGAUGAAAACAGAAGCUGAUGGAGAGAACUCUGGAGGACCAGAACCAGCCAGGAACUCAGAUCCAGAUAGACAUUUACAACCAGCUACUUAUGACAAGAUGCCCGACUCCUCUGAAUCUGAGACUGAUGACACCUGUGAUUGGUUGGAGACCAGGGAACCCCCGUCAGGUUUAAACCCUCUGCAAAACAAUGAAGUACCUGUAAGUGAUCAGGAAUGUAAUACUGGAAAAACAUCAAGUAGCUCCUCUGAAUGUGCUUCAAGCUUUGGCCACAAAGGACAUCUGCAGGAACAAGAUGGACUCCAAACAGGAGAGAAACCAUAUAGUUGUUCAGUUUGUGGUAAAAGAUUUAGACACAAGUUAAGUCUGACAGACCACAUGAGAAUCCACACAGGGGAGAAACCCUUCAGUUGUUCUGUCUGUGGUAAAAGAUUCACACAAAACUCACAUCUGACCACACAUUUAAGAGUUCAUACCGGAGAAAAACCUUUCACAUGCUUAGUUUGUAAAACAAGUUUCAGUAGCAGAGGCCAUUUGUCCAGACACAUAAGAAUUCACACAGGAGAGAAACCAUUUAGUUGCUCAGUUUGCAGUAAAAGAUUUAUACAAAAGGGAAGGCUGACAGACCACAUGGUAGUCCACACAGGAGAGAAACCAUUUAGUUGUUCUGUCUGUGGUACAAGUUUUGCACGAAAGGAAUAUCUGAGACUACACAUGAGAAUCCACACAGGGGAGAAACCCUUCAGUUGUUCUGUCUGUGGUAAAAGAUUCACACAAAGAUCAACUUUGACCCAACACUUAAGAGUUCAUACAGGAGAAAAACCUUUCAGCUGCUCAGUUUGUAAAACAAGUUUUGGUAACAGAGGCUAUUUGUCCACACAUAUGAGAAUCCACACAGGGGAGAAACCAUUUAGUUGCAGCGUUUGUGAUAAAGGAUUCACACGGCUUUAUAUUUUCAAAAAACACAAGUGUGCUGGUGAGAGCAGCGGCAGUAAAUGAAGCUGCAGAGAUGCUUGUUGAGCCGAUUCUUUCCUGCAGGAUUUGAAGUACUGAGGGCAAGACUUGGAUCAACACUGAUCAGUUCAAAACCGUGAUACAGACUCCAAAAUAAGUCGUGCUUCAUCUUUUCAGCUGAGAUGAAGCUACAUGAUCAUUUUAAUUCUGUUUUUAUUUGUGUCUACAUUAUUUGGUUGUUUUCCAGGAACUGUGCUUUUUGGUUUUACGUGUAUUCAUUGAUUUAAAACUGGCUAAAAGUGUUUUAUGUCGCCUAUACAACACUAUGGUCAACAUUUGUUGUUUUUAAAAUGUGAUUUAUAAAUAAAAUGACUUGACUUA
Messenger RNA from Siniperca chuatsi (mandarin fish), 2065 nucleotides. Its product is annotated as gastrula zinc finger protein XlCGF57.1-like. Lineage: Eukaryota; Metazoa; Chordata; Actinopteri; Centrarchiformes; Sinipercidae. The coding region runs from base 293 to 1729 and encodes 478 amino acids. Gene Ontology annotation, biological process: regulation of transcription by RNA polymerase II; central nervous system development. The record is from RefSeq and is a predicted model, not a curated record. The transcript has 2 exons. Gene Ontology annotation, cellular component: nucleus. Gene Ontology annotation, molecular function: DNA-binding transcription factor activity, RNA polymerase II-specific; RNA polymerase II cis-regulatory region sequence-specific DNA binding.